Molecule: messenger RNA, 1122 nt
Organism: Neurospora tetraspora
Lineage: Eukaryota; Fungi; Ascomycota; Sordariomycetes; Sordariales; Sordariaceae
Product: formate dehydrogenase
Exons: 4
Coding region: 1-1122 (373 amino acids)
Cellular component (GO): cytosol
Molecular function (GO): NAD binding; oxidoreductase activity, acting on the CH-OH group of donors, NAD or NADP as acceptor; formate dehydrogenase (NAD+) activity
Source: RefSeq, a predicted model, not a curated record
AUGGUCAAGGUUCUUGCGGUUCUCUAUGACGGCGGCAAGCACGCCGAGGAGGUCCCCGAGCUUCUCGGAACCAUCCAGAACGAGCUUGGUAUCCGCAAGUGGUUGGAGGACCAGGGCCACACUCUCGUAACCACCUGCGACAAGGACGGUGAGAACUCUACUUUCGACAAGGAGCUUGAGGAUGCCGAGAUCAUCAUCACCACUCCCUUCCACCCCGGCUACCUCACUGCUGAGCGUCUCGCUCGUGCCAAGAAGCUCAAGCUUGCCGUCACUGCCGGUAUCGGUUCCGACCACGUCGACCUCAAUGUCGCCAACAAGACCAACGGCGGUAUCACCGUCGCCGAGGUCACCGGCUCCAACGUCGUCUCCGUCGCUGAGCACGUCAUCAUGACCAUGCUCGUCCUCGUCCGCAACUUCGUUCCCGCCCACGAGCAGAUCCAGGAGGGCCGCUGGGACGUCGCCGAGGCCGCCAAGAACGAGUACGAUCUCGAGGGCAAGGUCGUCGGUACCGUCGCCGUCGGCCGUAUCGGUGAGCGUGUCCUCCGUCGUCUCAAGGCCUUCGACUGCAAGGAGCUCCUCUACUACGACUACCAGCCCCUCUCUCCCGAGAAGGAGGCCGAGAUUGGCUGCCGCCGCGUCCUCGACCUCGAGGAGAUGCUCGCCCAGUGCGACGUUGUCACCAUCAACUGCCCCCUUCACGAGAAGACCCAGGGUCUCUUCAACAAGGAGCUCAUCUCCAAGAUGAAGAAGGGCUCGUGGCUCGUCAACACUGCCCGUGGCGCCAUCGUCGUCAAGGAGGACGUCGCCGAGGCCCUCAAGUCCGGCCACCUCCGCGGCUACGGCGGUGACGUCUGGUUCCCCCAGCCCGCCCCCGAGGACCACCCCCUCCGCUACGCCAAGAACCCCUUCGGCGGCGGCAACGCCAUGGUCCCCCACAUGUCCGGUACCUCGCUCGACGCCCAGAAGCGUUACGCCGAAGGCACCAAGGCCAUCAUCGAGAGCUACCUCUCUGGCAAGCACGACUACAGGCCUGAGGAUCUUAUCGUCUACAACGGUGACUAUGCCACCAAGUCUUACGGUGAGCGCGAGCGCGCCAAGGCUGCUGCUGCCAAGUCUGCUUAA